Molecule: messenger RNA, 2007 nt
Organism: Musca vetustissima
Lineage: Eukaryota; Metazoa; Arthropoda; Insecta; Diptera; Muscidae
Product: ETS-like protein pointed
Exons: 5
Coding region: 1-2007 (668 amino acids)
Biological process (GO): regulation of transcription by RNA polymerase II; cell differentiation
Cellular component (GO): nucleus
Molecular function (GO): sequence-specific DNA binding; DNA-binding transcription factor activity, RNA polymerase II-specific
Source: RefSeq, a predicted model, not a curated record
AUGCCGCCCUCUGCGUUUUUAGUUGGUUCUACCAUUAUAACAACACCAGCAACAACUCCAAUACUAGCCAACCAAAAGGACAUAUCGCUGUUGAGCGCCAACAGCAACACUUCUCCCCUGAAGGCUUGUGUGAAUCGUCAAAGUCCGAUACAACACAUUAAAACGGAAUAUACUCUGAAUAACAACUGUCAAUCGCUGCAGAAUUUCAAUUAUUUGCAUACCCCAAAUAGUUCAGAGUUAAGUGAUAAAAUAACGGCGGCAAAUAUGGUUUUACAAUCGUAUAACAGUUAUGAGCAAUAUCAUUUGCAACAGCAACAUCAUGCUCAAACUGCAGCUGUGGCAUUGGGCCAGCAACAUUCACCACAAUAUACGGCCACAACGCAACAACAACAACACCAUCACACCCAACAACAUCAUCACUCCCAGCAUUUACAACAUCACCCCUCUGUCCAGCAUCGUUUAUCCGGCGGCAGUACAGGAGGUAGUAGUACAGCUUCAUCUUCAAUGUCCUCAUCGGCCCAUUCACCCUCAAUAUCCUCAAAUACCUCCACACAAAAUAAUUCUGCCGUUGCCAUUGCCACCUGCUCCACCACUUCCUCCUCCUCCACAACAUCAUCAUCCUCAGCCACAACAUCCUCCUGCCCUGUAACAUCAUCAUUGGUCAAUACAUCAUCCGCCGCCUCCUCCCUAUCAACCGCCUCAACAUCGCCGGCAUUAUCAUCGUCCUGUACAACAACGGCUGGUCCGUUUUUGUCCGGAAUUGGUAGUGCGGCCACGGCGGCUUCUUUGGGUAUUAAUUAUUUCAAUGAUACCCUACCCUAUGUGGGUGAUUAUAGUGCAUCAACCGGCCAGCUGUAUACCGAUAUUGAUGCGAAUUUUUUUAGUCAAGGUUAUGGCUCAUCAACCCACGAUCGUAAUAAUAGCCCGCCACCACAACAACAACAGCAACAACAAAAUGCUGUACAAAACUCAAUGCUGCCACCCGCUCAUGCAAACCAACAACAACAAAAUGCCACAACGGCUGCCCAACCCAGCAGCCUAUCGCCCAAUAGUGCUAAUAGUAAUACUAACAACAACAAUAAUAACAACAACACUGGUGCCAAUCUCAACUACAUGCAAAUGUCGAUGCGUAAUUCAGCUGUUGCCGCUGCCGCCUUCUACAAUCAACAUCAAAUGAAGGAGGAACCCGGUACCCAAACAGCCUAUGGUAAUCUCGCUGGCUCGAAUUCCGCCAAUGAUCCCACCGAUCUCACAACACAAUUUGGCCUAUCGCCUGCCCAUUUGGCCAAUGCCAAUGCUGUGGCAGCAGCCGCCGCUGCUGCUUCUUCUGGUUACGAUGAUAGUGAUUAUCACAGUACCACCAUGUCGUCACAGGAUCAUCAAGGCCAGGCCACCAACAAUUAUUUAGAUAACAAUCCCGCCGAUUUUUAUGGUCUAAAUGUUGAACAGAAAUACAAUGCCUAUGGCCGUUCAAGAUUUCAUGAUGCCUAUUCACCGGAAUUUUCACCCUAUGAUACACCCCAAUUUCCCAGUAUGGCAGCACAGGCCGAUCAAUGGGCCAGCCAUCAUGGAGCUCAACAUCCAGCUGCUUAUCUCUCGUCCAUGUGUUUGGAUAAGGCUUUAUUAGGUGGCUAUUCCACACAGGGUGGUGUACCAUGUUUCCAAGGCUCGGGACCCAUUCAGCUAUGGCAAUUCUUAUUGGAAUUGCUGAUGGAUAAGACAUGUCAGGGAUUCAUUUCGUGGACCGGUGAUGGUUGGGAAUUUAAAUUAACCGAUCCAGAUGAGGUUGCCCGCCGUUGGGGUAUACGCAAAAAUAAACCAAAAAUGAAUUAUGAAAAGCUAAGCCGAGGCCUACGUUAUUAUUAUGAUAAAAAUAUUAUUCACAAAACAGCGGGUAAACGUUAUGUUUAUCGUUUCGUUUGUGAUCUGCAAGGUUUAAUUGGUUGUUCACCCGAAGAAUUGUGUGCUAAAUAUGACCUCAAAACCGAAAAGAAGGAUGAUGAUUAA